CAGUACAAAUCCCGAACCUGUGAGCGGGAUAGACAAAAGUACGGAGUCCGUUGCAGCGCCGGCAGAAGUAGAACAACGAAGAGUUUCCCCACCUGUUUCUCCAUCUCUCCCACCACCUGUUUCUCCACCUGUUUCUCCACCUGUCCCUCCACCUGUUUCUCCGCCUGUCCCUCCGCCUGUUUCUCCACCUGUCCCUCCACCUGUUUCUCCGCCUGUCCCUCCGCCUGUUUCUCCACCUGUUCCUCCGCCUGUUUCUCCAUCUCUCCCACCACCUGUUUCUCCACCUGUUUCUCCAUCUGUCCCUCCACCUGUUUCUCCACCUGUUCCUCCACCUGUUCUUCCGCCUGUUUCUCCACCCGUUUCUUCGCCUGUUCCUCCGCCUGUUUCUCCACCUAUUUAUACGCUUGUUUCUUCGCCUGUUUCUUCGCCUGUUCCUCCGCCCGUUUCUCCACCCGUUUCUCCACCCGUUCCUCCACCCGUUCCUCCACCCGUUCCUCCACCCGUUCCUCCACCCGUUUCUCCACCCGUUUCUCCACUCGUUUCUCCACCC
This is a messenger RNA of Paraglomus brasilianum, 550 nucleotides long. The record is from the annotation of a GenBank genome assembly. Lineage: Eukaryota; Fungi; Glomeromycota; Glomeromycetes; Paraglomerales; Paraglomeraceae.